This is a messenger RNA of Cornus florida, 1466 nucleotides long. RefSeq names its product zinc finger protein ENHYDROUS-like. The record is from RefSeq and is a predicted model, not a curated record. NCBI's taxonomy places the organism in Eukaryota, Viridiplantae, Streptophyta, Magnoliopsida, Cornales, Cornaceae. The transcript is spliced from 3 exons. Bases 1 to 1152 code for a protein of 383 amino acids.
AUGGUCAAGAUCUUGGAAAGCAAUGAAAGAAUCAGAGGGGAGGUCCACCAGCUUCAGAUGCCUGCAUCUGCAUUAUUAAUGAUCAUCCAGUACACUCCCUCCAAAGAUGGUGCAUGCCAGUCUGAAAAUCUCUUAAAAUGGUGGUGGGCAAAAAGAAAAGAAAAACUAAUUAUUGUUGAAUCAAGACUCACUUUUCAAAGCAAAAUCAAAGCACUGACAGUAGUGGCAACACCAAAAGCAGAAGAAGUCCCAAAACUUCCACCAGCAGCUUCAUCACCACCACCACCGCCGCAGCCACUACCACUACCACCGCCACCAGCUGCAACAACAGGUCUUCCUCAGUCAACGGCUGUUAUAUCUUCAGUAAUGCCAAUUCAGAGUACAGAAUUGCCAGAAAAUCUUAAUUCUACAAAGAUGUUAGAAGAUAAGCCAUUAACACCUGGGUUAACUGGAAGCUGUAGCAAUAGUAGUAUGUCAAGCAGCAAUGGAAGUACAAGCAGUAGUGUAUUUGCAAGCUUAUUUGCUUCAUCGACAGCUUCAGCAAGUUUACAACCUGAAACACAUGGUUUUACCGACUUAAUCCACUCCAUGGCUCGUUCUGAACCUACACCCGACCUUGCACCGCCCUCGUCCAUGGAACCCAUUUCCCUCUGCCUUGCAACCAAUCACGGGUCAUCAAUUUUCGGAACUGCAGGGCAAGAACGUCGGCAAUAUGCACCGCCGCCUCAGCCGACAAUGUCUGCAACAGCAUUACUACAGAAGGCUGCUCAGAUGGGUGCUGCAGCAACAAAUGCAUCAUUGCUGAGAGGGUUUGGGAUUGUUUCUUCUUCUUCAUCUUCAGCAGGACAGCAAGAGUGGCACCGGCAGCAAAUUGAGCCGGGGAGUGCAUCACUGGCUGCAGGGCUUGGACUUGGACUUGCCUGCGACGGGGGUUCUGGUCUUAAGGAAUUGAUGUUGGGAACUCCAUCUGUUUUUGGUCCCAAGCAGACUACGCUUGAUCUUCUCGGGUUGGGCAUGGCUGUUGGCGGCGGCCCAACUAGCGGGUUAUCGGCACUAAUGACCUCCAUUGGAGGCGGCCUUGAUGUUUCAACCGCAGCUGCAUCUUUCAAUGGUGGAGAAUUACCUGUCAAAGACAUAGGUAGGAGCUCAUGACAUGAAUGAGGUAGUUGAAGUUGUUUUGGAGAGAAAAAAAAGCAAAGACUUUUUCCCUUUUGAUGUAGGUGUAUAUUGUGCAAGAGCAAGGGGGGUGUUGGUGGUUAAUUUAUGUCGCUGAUGAAACAUUGAUUAGAUAUAUGAUGAUAUCAAUGCCCCAAAAUGUUUUCUUAUGGAGGUAAGUCUUAGAUGUAACUAUAGGCAAUUGGAUCUUAUAUUCUGUUAUGCAGCCUUUUUUUAAUAGAAGUGCAAAAACAACUUUGUUUAUGUAAUGUAAAAGUAGCAUAUGGUCCCAAAUCCCCCUUUUAGUUUAA